UGAGUGCGUCUCCUGUUUUGAGGAAGUAGCCGCUUGCUAGCUACUAGCAUCGAAGAAGUUCGUCGGCAAACAUGUUCUCAUUGCACGCCUGAUCGGUAAGGAAUAAUCCCGUCAUCCACAAUGAAGUUAAACGACGCCAAGCGAGUUGUAACGGCGAUUAAACGCGAAAAGGGAGCCAAGAGCUCUUCCUCUUUAUUUAGCUUGAGUUAGCUCGUGAGGCUAACGCCGCCUCUUGUUGUCAUGAAUUGACACAUUGACGGGAGUCACAACGUUACUCAUUUGCUGGCUCACUAAUCCGCGUUAAAACAUUCAAGGUCAAGGGAAUGGCAGUGUGUGCACUGACCAUGCUGGACGGGAUGGGUGGUGAGGCCACAGCGGCGGGUGGCGCCCUGCUGGUGGCCCUGGCGUUGGUGCUGGCCUGGCUCUCCACACACGUGGCAGAGCGCGGGGAUCACAUCCUGGGCACAAUCCUGGCAGCAGGCGCCCACGCCUCACUCAUCGGCGUGGGCGGGGACGCGGGCGGCGACGUCCAGGUUGAUGCCCCUGAGCAGACUGGUGCCGCCCCUCCUUUGCCAGAGAACAAGCCAGAUGACGGUGAGGCGGAUGAGGGGUCUCUGCCCGAGGACACUGAUCUUUUGCUGGACAUUCAGAGCAAAGCACCCCCGGGGGACAGAAUUCAUGCUUCGGAUGAGGAGGAAGACGAGGAUUACGGCGAAGACGUAGAGAGAGAGCAGGGAUGUAAAAAGGCGCUGUCAGCCGUGCCGUCCUUUUGUGUGCGACUCAAGUUUUUAAACGACACUGAAGAAGUGGCGGUCGUCAAGCCUCACCAUACUGUGGACCAACUCAAAAGUAAGUACUUCUCUGGGCGUGAGCAUCAGAUCAAGCUGAUCUAUCAAGGCCAACUCCUGCAGGACUCCAAGAGGACUCUGCUGUCCCUGAACGUGACUCACAACAGCGUCAUCCACUGCCACGUCUCGCAGGCCCCGCAAGACGGCGCCCCAGAAGCGGGGGCGGCGGGUUCCCCCCAGGGGGCGUCGGAUGUCUCCGGGGGCCUGCGGGCGGCGGGUGUGGCCAUCAGCACAGGCAGCCUGGUGGUGCCCGUGUUCGUGGUGAUCCUGGCUGUAGUUUGGUACUUCCGCAUCAACUACCGCCAGUUCUUCACCGCGCCCGCCACCAUCUCCCUGGUGGGUGUCACCAUCUUCUUCAGCUUCCUCAUCUUUGGCAUGCACAGCCGCUGAAGAAACUCAUUAGCAUGUGACUUAUGUGACCUCCACCAAGGCCCUGAAACUCCCAUAUUUGGAUCAUCCACAUGCUGAAAACCAAAGAAAAAAAAAAGCAAGCAGUCCACCCACCUGCGUUUGACACGCUUUUCUUUCCAGCUUCGCCUUUCUCUGCCAUAAAACAUCACUGGGAC
Molecule: messenger RNA, 1414 nt
Organism: Hippocampus zosterae (dwarf seahorse)
Lineage: Eukaryota; Metazoa; Chordata; Actinopteri; Syngnathiformes; Syngnathidae
Gene: tmub2
Product: transmembrane and ubiquitin-like domain containing 2
Exons: 3
Coding region: 324-1238 (304 amino acids)
Molecular function (GO): protein binding
Source: RefSeq, a predicted model, not a curated record